CUGAUGACUACAGUCCAAUAUGGCGGUAGUAUGAAGAGUGCAAGCUCAACACUGGCCAUAAAUUACAAAUAUUAUUAAAUAGUCGGGUUUAUUUUGUUAUACUUUCCAGCUUACUCGCGAGUAGCGAUGUGGCCGCCGCUCCGUGCAGUGUGUCAGAGAGUUUGCAGAAGAAGCGUCGCCGCUGUUCUCUCAAAGUGUUUCAGGCACAGAGACGCUAACGUUUCACACUUCAGUCAUUCGGCCGGACGCUCCGCACAAGCAUGCGAGGCACUGAUGUACAGAAACCACGGAGACCCUUCUCGAGUCGUUCAGUUGGAGGAUGUAGGUCUUCCUCCUUUAGGUGCAAAGGAUAUCCUGGUUAAAAUGCUGGCUGCCCCAAUCAACCCAUCUGACAUAAACAUGAUUCAAGGCACUUAUGCUAUCGUGCCAGAUCUCCCGGCUGUUGGUGGCAAUGAAGGUGUGGCCCAGGUUGUAGAGGUGGGCAGCCAGGUGAAGUCCCUCAAAGCAGGAGACUGGGUGAUUCCAAAAGAUGCCGGUCUAGGAACAUGGAGGACACGGGCAGUGUUACCUGAGGACGAUCUUAUCUCUGUACCAAAUGACAUUCCCCUGCUGUCUGCUGCCACACUUGGGGUGAAUCCCUGCACUGCCUUCAGGAUGCUCUCAGACUUUGAAGACCUCAAGCCAGGCGAUUCUGUGAUCCAGAACGCUGCCAACAGUGGAGUUGGACAGGCUGUCAUACAGAUUGCUGCUGCAAGAGGAAUAAACACUAUCAAUGUUAUAAGAGACAGACCAGAGUUCACGCAGCUCAGUUAUAGGCUGAAGGCUAUUGGAGCCAGUCAUGUGAUCAAAGAAGAGGCCCUGAGGAAGCCUGAGAUUAAAGAACUCUUUAAGACUUGUCCAAAGCCCAAACUGGCAUUAAAUGGAGUUGGAGGCAAGAGUGCAACAGAACUUCUCCGUCAUCUACAAGUUGGUGGGUCAAUGGUGACAUAUGGGGGAAUGUCCAAACAGCCAGUUACUGUUCCUGUGAGUGCUCUUAUUUUCAAAGAUGUGAAGGUUCGAGGAUUUUGGGUUACGCAGUGGAAGAGAGAUCACUCUCAGGAUGGACGGGCAUUUAGAGCCAUGCUGGAUGAACUGUGCUCCCUCAUCAAGCAGGGAAUCCUGACGGCUCCCGCCUGCACUGAGGUGGGCCUGCAGGAGUAUCGUGCUGCUCUGGAUACUGCUAUGCAGCCUUUUACUUCAAAUAAACAGGUCCUGGUCAUGUGACCUGGCUCAUCUUAUCAACUAACCACUAGACACUUAAGACCACUGCAUGUAUAUUUUGGUGAAACUGUAUAACUGUCACAUUCUUGCUGAUGUGACAACCAAAUCUACAUACUCAAUAAAAGUGUCUUCACAUAA
Archocentrus centrarchus (flier cichlid) is the source of this 1398-nucleotide messenger RNA. It is a transcript of the gene mecr, whose product is annotated as mitochondrial trans-2-enoyl-CoA reductase. Lineage: Eukaryota; Metazoa; Chordata; Actinopteri; Cichliformes; Cichlidae. The transcript has 10 exons. Gene Ontology annotation, molecular function: oxidoreductase activity. The coding region runs from base 127 to 1263 and encodes 378 amino acids. The record is from RefSeq and is a predicted model, not a curated record. Gene Ontology annotation, cellular component: mitochondrion. Gene Ontology annotation, biological process: fatty acid metabolic process.